AAUCUCAUCGGACCAGCCUACUGACUGGUGUUUGUAUUCGUCUGGCUAAAUUGUUGGCUUUUUUUGUGAAUAACAAAUCUUCUGAGCAUUCGCACCCAGUCGUCAGUCACCCCAAAAUAGCGAGGAUGAUUCCGACCGAGGAUGCGUCUGCUAGGAAGCGGGAGAUUGAGGAGAAACUAAAGCAGGAGCAAGAAACCCUGGCAUUUAUUCGCGAGAACUUAGAGAAGAGUGACCAGUUAACAAAGGGGAUGGUGUCCAUUCUGUCGUCGUUUGAGAGCCGGCUGAUGCAGCUGGAGAACUCCAUCAUCCCCGUGCACAAGCAGACGGAGAACCUGCAGAGGCUGCAGGAGAACGUGGACAAGACCCUCUCCUGCAUGGACCACGUCAUCAGCUACUACCAUGUGGCCAAGGACACAGACAAGAUCAUCAGAGAGGGACCCACAGGGCGCCUGGACGAGUAUCUGGCCUGCAUUGCAAAGAUCCAGAAAGCUGUGGAGUACUUCCAGGAUAACAAUCCUGACAGCCCAGAACUCAACUUAGUGAAAGCCAGGUUUGAGAAGGGAAAGGAGAGCCUGGAGGCUGAGUUCCGCGGCCUGCUGACGCGCUACAGCAAGCCCGUGCCGCCCAUCCUCAUCCUGGACGCCAUCGGGGUGGACGAGGAGCUGGAGAUCCAGGAGGAGGUGACGCUGGAGCACCUGCCCGAGGCCGUGCUGCAGGACAUCAUCAUCAUCUCCGGCUGGCUGGUAGAGUACGGACGCAACCAGGACUUCAUGAACGUGUACUUCCAGAUCCGCUCCAACCAGCUGGACCGAUCCAUCAAGGGGCUGAAGGAGCACUUCCGCAAGAGCAGUGCCUCCUCUGGCAUCCUCUACUCUCCGGCGGUGCAGACCAAACGCAAGGACACCCCCACCAAGAAGGCCCCCAAAAGACCAGUCUACAUCCCAGGGACCAUUCGCAAGGCUCAGAACCUUCUGAAACAGUACUCUCAGCAUGGGCUGGAUGGCAAAAAAGGGGGCGCUAACCUCACCCCUCUGGAAGGGAAGGACGAAGUGCUGGACGUCGAGAUAGACUCCUACAUCCACUGUAUCAGCGCCUUCGUCAAGCUGGCCCAGAGCGAGUACGCUCUGCUCUCGGAGAUCAUUCCGGAACACCACCAGAAGAAGACCUUCGACUCGCUCAUUCAGGAGGCUCUUGAUAACCUGAUGUUGGAGGGCGAUAAUAUUGUAUCUGCAGCACGCAGGGCCAUCCUGCGUCACGACUACUCUGCCGUCCUCACCAUCUUCCCCAUACUGAGACACCUGAAGCAGACCAAGCCCGACUUUGACUCUACACUGCAGGGCACAGCGGCCAGCACCAAGAACAAGCUCCCGACCCUCAUCACGUCCAUGGAGACCAUUGGGGCCAAGGCCCUCGAGGAGUUUGCAGACAGCAUUAAGAAUGACCCUGAUAAGGAAUACAACAUGCCCAAGGAUGGAACAGUCCAUGAGUUGACUAGCAAUGCCAUCCUGUUCCUGCAGCAGCUGCUGGACUUCCAGGAGACCGCUGGGGCCAUGCUGGCCUCUCAAGUCCUCGGGGACACUUACAAUAUACCUUUAGACCCCCGAGAGACCAGCUCGUCUGCCAGCAGUUACAGCUCUGAGUUCAGCAGACGACUCCUCAGUACAUACAUAUGUAAAGUUCUGGGUAACCUACAACUGAACCUACUCAGCAAAUCCAAAGUGUAUGAGGACCAAGCCCUCAGUGCCAUAUUCCUCCACAACAACUAUAACUACAUCCUCAAGUCCCUGGAGAAAUCAGAACUGAUCCAGUUGGUUGCUGUGACUAAUAAGAAGGUUGAGAGUUCUUAUAGGGAACUGAUACAACAACAAAUCCAGGUGUACCAACGCAGCUGGUACAAAGUAACAGAGCACUUGACUGAUCGGAAUGUGCCGGCAUUUCAACCUGGUACCAAGUUGAAAGAUAAAGAACGACAAGUGAUCAAAGACAAGUUCAAGGGUUUCAACGAUGGCCUGGAGGAGCUGUGUAAGAUCCAGAAAGGCUGGGCCAUCCCCGACAAAGAGCAGCGGGACUGCAUCCGUCAGGCCCAGAGGAGGGUAGUUUCCGAGACCUACAGGGCCUUCCUACAGAGGUAUGCCAACAUCUCGUUCACGAAAAAUCCAGAGAAGUAUCACAAGUACAGGCCUGAAGACGUGGAGGAAAUGAUCGGGAGGCUUUUCGACACCUCAGCUUGAGUUCCUGUCAGUCGCCAUGGCAACAACAGCCCAUUGCUCUCCUUGCACAUUUCCUUGCUCAUCUCAACCUCCUGCUUUUUUUGGGUCCCCUUGGAGCCAAAGUUGGUUUUUAUUUGCAUUUUGUUUUUGUUUUUGUUUUCUUUUUGUAUAAAAACACUAUUUAUGUAAACUCCGCAUUUGUUGUUGAGAUUAAUACACUAUGAAUAAAUGCAAGAAAUUAUGUUA
Molecule: messenger RNA, 2456 nt
Organism: Sardina pilchardus (European sardine)
Lineage: Eukaryota; Metazoa; Chordata; Actinopteri; Clupeiformes; Clupeidae
Gene: exoc7
Product: exocyst complex component 7
Exons: 21
Coding region: 126-2231 (701 amino acids)
Biological process (GO): exocytosis
Cellular component (GO): exocyst
Molecular function (GO): phosphatidylinositol-4,5-bisphosphate binding
Source: RefSeq, a predicted model, not a curated record